UACCCAAUUACCGAUAGCUUUCUUUUCCGUUACCAACACACUUCCAAAAGUAACCAAAAGUAAUAAUUAAGUUUGAAAAUAGAGAUGAGUGAAUUGACAUUUGGAUAGACACUCGAACUUUGAAAUUCAAAGUAUUGGGCCGGCGUUUGUCAUAUCACCACCGUUCCACUCACCCACCACCACCACACAGUGAUGGCGAACGAACCACCACUCUCCAUCUACCAACAAAAGCUCGACCUCAUGGGUUCCACAAACCACCACCACUUCCCCCAAAGACUCGCAACAUUCCUAAACCCAGUCGCUAAAACCCUCCAUGAACCCGCACCCAUCUCCAAACCCACCAAACAACCCAACCCACACUUCAACUUCAAACAAUGGAGACACCCACCAGCCAAAUGGGCCAAAUGGGUCGAUCAAAUGGCCCGAAAACACAGCACCGUGUGGAAACAAUCCGGUAUAUUCAACCCCAUCAUGAGUUCCAUUUACAAAACCCCUUGUAACCCUAACAUCAUCUCAACAUUGUCACACUUUUGGACCCCACAAACCAACACAUUUGUGUUCCCAUGGGGUGAAGCCACUCUUACUCUAGAAGAUGUUAUGAUUCUUGGUGGGUUUUCAGUUGUUGGUGAUUCUGUUAAUGAUGGUAGUGUUGCCUUAAUCCCGGAUUUGGCGGGAAAAGUCGAGAAAAUGAACCGGUUCCGGUCGGAGUUAGUUAGAAGUAAGUCGAAAAAGGCUUCGCAUUCGAAGUGGAUGCAAAUGUUUAUGACAGACACAAACGAACAGGAACAUGAACAAGAACAUGUUGGGUUCUUGGCAUUGUGGUUGUCUAGGUUUGUUUUCCCUUCGGGUGAUCAAGAUUCGGUAGGGAAACAUGUGAUCCCGAUUGCGGUGAGACUAUCGCAAGGGGUUAAACUGGCUCUCGCGCCUGCGGUUCUUGCGUAUAUUUAUCAUAAUUUGACAAAGCUGAAAGAACAAUGUGUGGACUCGAGUUAUUCGAAUUUGAAAUCGAGUAGUUGUGUUAAUCUUUUGGGACCAUUUCAGUUGGUUCAGAUUUGGGUGUAUGAACGGUUUCCAGUUGUAGGACCAAAACGGCCCAAUGAGCUUAGGCCCGGUGAGCCAAGAUUAGCGCGAUGGCAUAGUUUGAAUUCAAAUGCUGGUUUACCGUUGUUUCAUUCGCAUAUGAUCAGUCUUGAGAGUUUCAUUUGGAGACCGUAUGCUGUUGAUCUGCAAAACUGGAAGCAGCCGUUAUAUUACCAAGAUUCUGAACAGAUUAUAUCCGAUUCGCUGGUCUUAGAUGAUGAUUUACAGUCUUUCAUUCGUUUUAUAGCGCCUUGUGAGCUUAACGGGCUGGGUUGUAAAGCGGAAUAUCAUCCUCACCGUGUGGCUAUGCAAUUCGGGUUUGAUCAAGACAUCCCUGGUGACGAUCUCUCUGGUUACGAAUUUUGUAAAUUUGGGAAGUUUUUUGUUCCAUCGAGAUCGUUCCAACCCGGGGUUUCAAAGCGGUACUACGAUUGGUGGAAGAAUGUGGAUCGAAAGUGUGUCGAAAACGAGCAAGAUUCGUGGUUAGGUGAGAGGGUGAAUGCAUCAGUGGAAUGUGGGAAUUUUGAACAAGAAAAUUGUGAUAAAAAAUGUGAUUCUGAGUUUGUUGAAGAUGAGUUUGAUGACAUUUUGGUGAGUUUGAAGAAGAUAUGUAAUGCCACCAAGAGGAAGAUAGAUGCACUCAAAGAGUCAUGUGUUGGUGCUCCACAAAGUAAAAAGGAAAAGUUGGGAAGUGGAUUAGGGAAUGAAGCAAGUGGUGUCAUCAUAGUUGAUUAAUAUCAAGCUUUUGGAGUAGUAAAAAGACUGAUCAUAUUUAGAGGUUUGAAUAUGAUGUUUUGGUAUUGUUAUGUAAAUUACUAAUGUGUAAACUAACUGGUAUUCCACUCCUUGGUUGUUCCCUUCUUUGGAAUGUUGAUUAUUGAUCUAA
Messenger RNA from Helianthus annuus (common sunflower), 1966 nucleotides. RefSeq names its product serine/threonine-protein phosphatase 7 long form homolog. The coding region runs from base 193 to 1815 and encodes 540 amino acids. The record is from RefSeq and is a predicted model, not a curated record. NCBI's taxonomy places the organism in Eukaryota, Viridiplantae, Streptophyta, Magnoliopsida, Asterales, Asteraceae. The transcript has a single exon. Gene Ontology annotation, biological process: meristem maintenance; meristem development.